AUGAGUACCGCCCAUCGCCUCCUCCUCGCCCUGUUCCUCCUAACUGCCACGUGUCAAUGCCUCUCUGUCCGAUAUGUCCGCCCUAGUAAUGCGCCGAGCGGCAGUGGUGGAAGCGGCGGCAACGCCGGUGACGGUGGCAGCGGUCUCUAUAUCGUGCGCCUUCGCUCCGCGCCCCCCCUCGCCGCGUAUCGCGGAGCCGUCGCCCGCUUUCCCGGCGGCUGGGCGGACGACAACGAUGACGACGAGAAUAACGACAGCGCUGCCCGCCCAGCAGGUCUGAUGGCGACAGCGAAGGCGGUGGCCGCAGCGGUGAAGGCAACGGCUGGCAGAAUUCCGCGGCGCGCGCGACUCUCCUUGAAGAACCCGCAGAUUAAGGCGUACGCGCAGAUGCUCGAGUCGCAGCAGACGCGGAUCGCGUCGGAAGUCGGUGUGGCGUGGAACAAGAUGGUUCACAGCCAGGCAGCUGGGAGUAGCCAGCUGGGAGUAGCCAGCUGGGGAGUAGCCAAUCUACAAGCGAAUAUCACAACAGGGCGACAGAACACCCUUCCCUUCCCUUCCCUCCUCCCCCCACCCCCCGCAGCUACAAGCGAAUCUCACAACAGGGCGACAGAACACCCUUCCCUUCCCUUCCCUCCUCCCCCCACCCCCCGCAGCUACAAGCGAAUCUCACAACAGGGCGACAGAACACCCUUCCCUUCCCUUCCCUCCUCCCCCCACCCCCCGCAGCUACAAGCUAAUCUCACAACAGGCUACAAGCGAAUCUCACAACAGGGCGACAGAGCACCCUUCCCUUCCCUUCCCUCCUCCCCCCACCCCCCGCAGCUACAAGCACACGUCCAACAGCUUUUGCGAUGCUCACGCCGGCGGGCCAGCUCAUGUGCGCACCUUUGUCCCUCCACCUUCCCCCCUCCACCUUCUCCCCUCCCACUUCCCCCCCUCCCCCUGCCCCUCCCUCACCCCCCCAGCUACAAGCACACGUCCAACGGCUUCUCCGCCAUGUUCACGCCGGGGAAGCUUUGGCGGCUGAAGCGCCACCCUGCCGUGGCGUCCGUGCGGCGGAGCACACUCAAGCGCCUCCUCACCACCGACUCGCCCACCUUCCUCGUAAUGAACACCACAUCCUCUGGCACCACCAGGUCGCUCUGGCCCGCGAAUGGCGGGCAGGCGAAGGCGGGAGACGGCAUGGUGAUUGCGAUUGUGGACUCGGGCAUCUGGCCGGAACACCCGUCGUUCAGCGACAAAGGGUUCUCCUCGUCGCGGCCUGCUGGGUGGUCGGGGAACGCCCAUGGGUUGGAUCUGUCCGCUGAUUGGCUGUCGCCCCGUGACGCCUACGGUCACGGCACGUGGUGCGCGGGAGCGGCAGCGGGAAACAGUGGAGUGCCCAUGGCGGGCGGCACGGCGAGCGGCAUGGCGCCAGCAGCGCGCCUCGUGGCGUACAAGGUCUUGUGGUCGUCCAGCUGGGGUGGAGACAGUCGGGCGGAGGAGGCGGGCAUCAUCGCAGCCGUCAAUCAGGGCGUGGCGGACGGCGUGGAUGUGAUCUCGCUCUCCCUGGGCGUCGUGAACCCCACCGACACCUACUUUGACAACAUCGCCUUCCUCAACGCCAACCUGGUAAGUCCUUCUCCCCUCCCUGAUCCCCUGUUUUCUCUCCUUGGCUCUCCCGACCUCUUUUCACAUCCCACCUACUUCGACGACAUCGCCUUCCUCAACGCCAACCUGCUUUUGAGGAUUCCAACUCGCUGCUCCCCUUCCUGUCUUCCUUCUGUUACCCUCCCUGAUCCUCCCUGUGCCAUUCUCUCAUGUGCCAUUCUCCCCUGUGCCAUUCUCCCCUGUGCCAUUCUCCCCUGUGCCAUUCUCCCCUGUGCCAUUCUCCCCUGUGCCAUUCUCCCCUGUACCAUUCUCCCCUGUGCCAUUCUCCCCUGUGCCAUUCUCCCCUGUGCCAUUCUCCCCUGUGCCAUUCUCCCCUGUGCCAUUCUCCCCUGUGCCAUUCUCCCCUGUGCCAUUCUCCCCUGUGCCAUUCUCCCAUGUGCACCUCUCGCCUUUGAGAAAUCACUUCUUUGCACUGGCUCUCUCGCUUUUGUUGAUUUCCCUCAGCUCCCCUCCCUCCUCACAUCCCUACUCCCCUCCCUCCUCCCCUCCCUCCUCCCGUCCCUCCUCUCCUCCCUUCUCCCCUCCCUACUCCCCUCCCUCCUCCCCUCCCUCCUCCCCUCCCUACUCCUCCCUCCACCCCUCCCUACUGACCUCCCUUCUCCCCUCGCUACUCUCCUCCUUCCUCCCUCCCCUACUCCCCUCGCUUCUCCCCUCCCUACUCCCUUCUCUGCUCCCCAAUUGUCUCUCUGCCAUCACGUGCUGCCAUCACAAUGCCUGCUUAUCUCACCUCCUCUCCUCUCCUCUCCUCUCCUCUCCUCUCCUCUCCUAUCCUCUCCUCUCCUCUCCUCUCCUCUCCUCUCCUCUCCUCCCCUAUCCUCUCCUAUCCUCUCCUAUCCUCUCCUCUCCUAUCCUCUCCUAUCCUAUCCUCUCAUAUCCUCUCCUCUCCUCUCCUCUCCUCUCCUCUCCUCUCCUCUCCUCUCCUCUCCUUUCUCCUCUCCUCUCCUAUCCUUUCGUCCCAAUGUCCAGGCUGGGGUGGUCGUGACCUUUGCUGGGGGCAACUCGGGCAGCCCUGGGUUUGCCACUCGCACGAUCGACAACUACGCACCCUUCUACCUCACAGUCGGCGCCAGUGCCUCCAUCGCCACACAUUCAUCUCAUUUUGAGUUGGUGUUAGAAAGAACACAGGCUGGUAUGUUAGCAUUGCUUUCAUCCUGCCACCCCCUUAUCUCCCCGCAUUACCACCAUGUUCCCCCCAUAUCCCCCCACCCCAACCUCCUCCCACGGUCUCCCCAACCUCCCCGCGUAUCCUCCUGGCCAAUUCCCCCUAAACGUCCCCGCAUCUCCCUGCACCACUCCCCACUCCUCCCCACUCCUCCCUACUCCCCGCUCCUCCCUAUUCCUCCCCACUCCUCCCCACUCCUCCCUAUUCCUCCCCUCUCCUCCCCACUCCUCCCCACUCCUCUCUAUUCCUCCCCUCUCCUCCCCACUCCUCCCCACUCCUCCCUAUUCCUCCCCUCUCCUCCCCACUCCUCCCCACUCCUCCCUAUUCCUCCCCACUCCUCCCCUCUCCUCCCCACUCCUCCCCUCUCCUCCCCACUCCUCCCCACUCCUCCCCACUCCUCCCUAUUCCUCCCCACUCCUCCCCAAUCCUCCUUAUUCCUCCCCUCUCCUCCCCACUCCUCCCCACUCCUCCCCACUCCUCCCUAUUCCUCCCCUCUCCUCCCCAAUUCUCCCACAGCACCAUCGCCCAGAGCGGCAUCAUUCUCGCCAGCUCAGCAGACGUCACCCUCCGCCACACCAUCAUCGACCAAUCAGACGUCACCCUCCGCCACACCAUCAUCCACCAAUCAGACGUCACCCGCCGCCACACCCGCCGCCACACCCUCACCCGGCGAAUCCGCCCCAAAGGUCGCCGAUUUCUCCUCCACGGGCCCCCUCGCCUUCCCGACUGCCGGCCCCAGCAACGGCCAUGCGAACGACUGCAUCUUAAAGCCCGACAUUCUCGGCCCGGGAGUGGAUCUCUACGCUGCUGCACCAGGCACCCGCGUGGGAAACAAGGGCGGGUCCAAUCAGGUCUCUGGAAUUUCCAUGGCGACGCCUCACCUGGCGGGGAUCGCUGCGCUGGUGAUGCAGAAGUACCCUUCUUGGAGCCCCGCGCAGGUCAUGUCUGCAAUCAUGACCACCGCCACCACCAAGGAUUUCAACGGCGCUGCCAUCUCUAGUAAACGCACCAAGAUAGCCACCACGCCGUGGGAUAUGGGCAACGGGCAUGUGUUCCCACCCAAGGCUCUCGACCCUGGGCUCACAUUUGACGCUCAGAAGAGCGAGUAUCUGAAUUUUCUGGCCGGGCUGGACAUGAAGAGGACCUGGGCAGAGUACCCAAAAGAAAAGCUCACUGCUGUGCCGCCUAGAGAUCUCAACCGCCCCACCAUUUCAGUGGCGCCCCUCAAAGGCUCGAUCACAGUCACACGCACGGUCACCAGUGUGCCUGACUCUGCCUCCACUUACACUGCCAAGGUUGAGAAGCCUCAAGGGGUGGAGGUGACUGUGAAGCCCAGCAGAUUCACCAUCUCGCCUGGUAAGAAGGUCCGCUUUGUGGUGACCUUCAAGGUUACUCAGGCCUCGGAGGACUUUCAGUAUGGGAGCCUCACUUGGGUGGAUGAGAAGGGUCACUCUGUUCGGUCGGCGAUUGCAGUCAAGCCUGUCGGGAAGUGA
This is a messenger RNA of Closterium sp. NIES-65, 4305 nucleotides long. The record is from the annotation of a GenBank genome assembly. Lineage: Eukaryota; Viridiplantae; Streptophyta; Zygnematophyceae; Desmidiales; Closteriaceae.